GCCAGAUGCAUGGAGUCCACACAUGAUGACCAGCUAUUGAUGUUCACCUGAAGGGAAUUCCCAGAGCUGAGGCUUUUUUCCCCUGUAGCUGUGCACCCCUGAUCUUCCCAGCACAGUCACGGAAAUCUCUCAAUCUGUAUCUCCAUGCCUGCAUAAUGUCAGUGGAAAGAAGAGGAGACAGCAGCAUUGCUCUGUCUCCACCAUGUCAACUUCGCGUCUCAGUGUUAUACUUCCUGUUUUACUUUGAAGGUCUGUGUCUCAUGGAGAAGAUAUUCUGCAGGAUCCUGCUGCUCAUCAUCCUCACCUCAUGUGUCUCUGGAUCAUUUGUAGUCAAUGUGACACAGACCUCCUAUCAGGCAGAGGAGAACCACAACAUCACACUGGAGUGGACGUUCACCACCAAACCUGACAGAUCCUCCAAAACUCUCAACAUCCUCUGUGAACUCUUCAUCAGUCAUAAAUCCUCAGUCCUGUAUCAUGUUCAUGAAGGUGUUGAGGUGUCAGAGUCUCAGGAUGCAAAGUUUUCAGGACGAGUCCAGAGUGACAAAGACGCCCUCAGAGAAGGACGAAUCAGACUUCAACUGUCCAGACUCAGGACUGAUGACUCGGGUCUGUACCUGUGUGAGGUCAACACUGAUUAUGGCUUCAGUGUUGGAAGAUGUCGACUUAACGUCACUGCUACUCUUCACCAGCACCACUAAUUUCUGAAUGGGCCUUUGAAUGAUGGAUGUUUGGAUGAGGAGUUUGCCUCAUUUUCCUAACUUCCAUUCUCCAAUCUGCAUUGUCACCUUCCGUAUGAGCCUGUCUUCAUCGUCAUGUGCUUCAACAACUCUGGCAAGUUUCCAUUCAUUCAGGGAAAUCCUCCUCUUUGAAGAUCACAAUAUCACCCCCCUCCACGUUAUGUCCUGCCACAUGCCAUUGCUGUCUCAGAACGAUGUUUGCCACAUAUUCCUUCCUCUAUCUGUGCCAAGAUUGCAGAUAUUGGACCCUUCUCCACCAUUUUUAGCAUACAGAUCCUUCUUGACAAAUUUACCUGGAGGGGAAAAUGGAAAAGAGGAUUUCCUGGUGAUCAAGUGAUUGGUGUGAAUGGCUCCAAACUUUUGGAGUCACCGAUGUUAUUGACAAUGAGUGGGAGGUUAUUCCUAAUGGAGAGAGCUUCAUAAAGGAAAGUCUUUAAAGAGGUAUCAUCCAACCUUAAAUGAUUGCAGUCAAGGACUGUGCUUAGUACACUUCUCACUGUCUGGAUUUGAUGCUCCUGGUAGUGACUCAUCCCACUCUGUGCCUCUCUGACACAUCUCUUGCAGCACCUUCAAGAAUGACUGGGGCUAGAAACGCUAAAAGGUCAUAGGAGGAAGCCACAACUGCAAGAAUCCCUCAGCGUGUCUCUGACACCUUGAAGCAGAAGCUACCAUUUUCACUGUUCCACAUUAUACCUAGCACUUUUUGGACUGGUAAAUCAUUAUGGUUAAGGUCAACAUUUUUGUUGUAACAGUGGAUCAUCGAUGUACUUCCACCUUCAUCUCCGUUGACACAGCAUGAUCGUGAGAAUGUACUUUCUUCAACUGCGCCUUGUGUUGAUGGUGUCUCUGCUGGAGAGUGAUCUUCAUGCAAUGGAGUGUGGUGACUCUUUCUGCAUAUCCCACACAUUGCACCGUUUCUACAGUCUUUAGAAUUGUGACUUUUUCCUUAGACAUACAAAACACAACUUAUUUUCUAGUAUGCAUUUUUUCUUAUCCUCUGCAGACAUUUCCAUUAGGCUCUUGCAUUUAUGUAUAGAGUGGGUUUUCACCACAGCAAAUACAUGUGUCAGUAUUUGAGUUUUGUGAUUGUAUGCUCCAUUUCUUUGGUUUCUUAGCAUCUCUCAACUUGAUUGCACCAGGGUCAGAUUUGGCUUUUGAUCUUGAUGGAUCCAGCUGCUCUGUGACAUAACGGUUCCAUUUAGAUGUCACCCAUUCAGAAGUUUGACUAGUAUUUUCUCGUUCACAGUCAUUGAGAACCUGUAAGCCCUUUAUGUGAGGCAUUACUACAUGUUUGGAGGAAAUCAUUGAAUUCCUGUAGCUUGUGUACUGGAAUUUCCUUUAUCUGAUGAUCUAAUGCAACAGGGGGAAAGAUAAAUGGAAAUGACACAUAAUUAGAAAGGGCAGUAAUCCUACUAACAUACACACAUGCAGCAAUGCUCAUGAAGAUCAGAUAAUAUUUUAAGCAUGCAUUUCUGUUAUUAGCAUCUUGUCCGGUUGACUUAGUGGGUUGAGAAGUGAUAUAUAGAGUAGUUGACUGUUACUAUAUCAUGGGAAGAUUCCUGAAUUAAAACAUGAGUGAACAGAAUGCUGCAGAGGGGUUAAAUGAGUGGAGACUCUAAUAGAUUGUUGAGUUUCUUGUUUCUGAUGUGUGGUGGAGAUUUUAUCAUGACAUACACCUGGUUACAUGGGAAGAAACUCAUUAUCUAAUAGAACAUCAGUGUUUUGUGCAUUGUGUGGCUGGUGGGUGGAAGGUUUGGGGGAUUUAUCUGGAUAAUGCAUUUUUCGGUACCAAGUUUGUUUUAUCUUUCCAAGAGAAAAGAUAUGCUUGGACCUGUCCUAAACUAGGCUUUCAUUUUAUUUUUUAACAGUGCCCUUAAAAAAUGAGUAUGCCUUUACGUAUGCUGCGCGAGAGGUUCUGGUAUCAGCAAAAAAAAAAACAAAAACAUAUAAGGGGACUGACUGAACUGAUGAUGUGUGUCCCUGUGUCCCAGGGAUCCCAGGGGCUAUGUUGUCUGGGGGCUUUUUGCCCCCUGGUAGGGUCUCCCAUGACUAAUUGGCCACUUGUGAGGGACCAGACAAAGAGCGAUUCAGAAGACCAUCGAGGGAACAGUUCACCCUGUCCAGGAAAGGGUUACCGGGCACUGCCCUGGAAGGUGCCCGAUGACGAACAAAUGGUGGCCGGGCCUUAGUCCUUGGGGCCCGGUCGGGCACAGCCCGAAAAAGGGACAUGGGACCAUCUUCCUGAAGGUCCACCACCCGCAGAAGGUGCCGUGGGGGUUGGGUGCAUUGUGAGCCUGGCUACCAAGACUGGCAAUUGUGACAUGGAAUGUCACCUCUCUGGUGGGGAAGUAGCCUGUGUUAGCGUGAGGUUGAGAGGUGCCGGCUAGGUAUAGUCGGGCUCACCUCAAUGCACUGCUUGGCCUCUGAAACCAGUCUCCUGGAGAGGGGCUGGAUUCUGUCUCAGUCUAGAGUUGCCCCUGGUGGGAGGUGGCGGGCUGGGGUGGGUACCUUGGCUUGGCUUGCUGCCUGUAUGUUGGAUGAGAGGGUUUGUUCCCUGCUCCUCCAUAUAAGGAGCAGGGACAGUCAGGAACGGGUCCUGACUGUCGUCUGCACUCAUGUGCCAAGUGUCGGUUCAGAAUACCCAGGUUGGUGGCAGAACCCCUUGGGUGGAUGAGAUCUGCCCCGAGUUCCUGAAGGUUCUGGAGGUUGUAGGGCUGUCUUGGUUGACAUGCCUCUACAAUGUUGUGUGGAGAUCAGGGGCAGUACCCCUCAAUUGGCAGACCGGGGUGGUGAUUCCCAUCUUUAAGAAAGGGGACGGGAGGGUGUGUUCCAACUACACUCCUCAACCUCCCUGAGAAGGUCUAUACCAGGGUGCUGGAAAAGAGAGUCCAUCUGUUAGUCAAACCUUGGAUACAGGAGGAACAGCAUGGGAGUUUGCCAAGCCAGUCUACCCGUGUUUUGUGUUUUUGUCGACCGUGUUCCUUGGGUGUCCUGUGGGGUUUGCUAUGGGAGUAUGGAGUGUCUGGCACAUUGCUACGGGACAUUCGAUCCUUAUGGAACCGUUGCAAGAGCUUGGUCUGCAUAGCCGACAAUAAGUCGGACUCAUUCCUGGUGGGUGAUGGGCUCCGCCAGGGCUACCCUUUGUCACUGAUUCUGUUUGUAAUUUUUAUCGACAGAAUUUUUAUGGGCAGCCAAGUGGUGGAAGGCUUUCACUUGGGUGGUCUCAGAAUCUCAUCUCUGCUUUUCGCGGAAGAUGUGGUUCUGUUGGCUUCAUUGGGUCAUGGCCUCCAGCUCGCUUUGGAAAGGUUCGCAGCCGAGU
Oreochromis niloticus (Nile tilapia) is the source of this 4059-nucleotide messenger RNA. RefSeq lists its product as uncharacterized. NCBI's taxonomy places the organism in Eukaryota, Metazoa, Chordata, Actinopteri, Cichliformes, Cichlidae. Gene Ontology annotation, biological process: T cell costimulation; cellular response to lipopolysaccharide; immune response. Gene Ontology annotation, cellular component: external side of plasma membrane. The transcript is spliced from 6 exons. The record is from RefSeq and is a predicted model, not a curated record. The coding region runs from base 156 to 701 and encodes 181 amino acids.